UGUUUGACCAAUGAAUUUCAUUUAUACUACUUUUCUUUCGCAGUGCCUGCAGCGAAGGAGAAGCCACCAAUCUAUGUGGUGGGUGAUGUUGGUGGCCGCAUUGCCAUCAUGGUGGAUGACAUGGUGGAUGACGUGCAGUCCUUCGUGGUGGCUGCCGUAGUGUUGAAUGAGCGUGGUGCCUACAAGAUCUAUGUGCUGGCCACCCACGUACUCCUCUCCAGCGAUGCUCCGCAGCUCAUCGAAAACUCUCCAAUCGAUGAGGUGGUGGUGACCAACACGGUUCCGCACGAAGUGCAGAAGAUGCAGUGCCACAAGAUCAAGACGGUGGACAUUAGCGUCCUGUCCGAGGCCAUCCGGCGCAUCCACCACAAGGGGUCCAUGUCCUACCUCUUCCGAAACGUCACGCUCGAGGACUGAGCACACCUGGGAGUUUGGUUUUCAGA
This is a messenger RNA of Dermacentor silvarum, 443 nucleotides long. Its product is annotated as phosphoribosyl pyrophosphate synthase-associated protein 1-like. Gene Ontology annotation, cellular component: ribose phosphate diphosphokinase complex; cytoplasm. Gene Ontology annotation, biological process: 5-phosphoribose 1-diphosphate biosynthetic process; purine nucleotide biosynthetic process. NCBI's taxonomy places the organism in Eukaryota, Metazoa, Arthropoda, Arachnida, Ixodida, Ixodidae. Gene Ontology annotation, molecular function: magnesium ion binding; ribose phosphate diphosphokinase activity. The record is from RefSeq and is a predicted model, not a curated record.